Messenger RNA from Acromyrmex echinatior (Panamanian leafcutter ant), 2827 nucleotides. Its product is annotated as CLK4-associating serine/arginine rich protein. NCBI's taxonomy places the organism in Eukaryota, Metazoa, Arthropoda, Insecta, Hymenoptera, Formicidae. The record is from RefSeq and is a predicted model, not a curated record.
UUAAGCAAGGCAACAUCAGACAUGUCCGUCUCGCGGGAGAGGAAAGCGUGUCAAUUAUUAGUGCUUCAAUUUUUUAGCGUUUACAACUGGACAAAUGGCACUUGUGUUGAGCUAGCCGCACGAAAUUGAUCUACAGCGUUGAGGAAAAGAAAAUGAGUUUCUCUGUGAAGAAGACCGGCGGCAGAAUGUGGCACGAGGCACGCAAGCAGGAAAAGAAAAUCCGCGGUAUGCUGGUCGAUUAUCGUCGCAGAGCGGAACGUAGAAGGGACUACUACGAGAAAAUCAAAUCAGAUCCUACUCAAUUUCUGCAGCUGCAUGGUAGACCAUGCAAGAUACACUUGGAUCCAGCAAUAGCUGCUGCAGGUGACAGUCCUGCAAAUAUGAUGCCAUGGCAAGGCAAUGAUGACAAUCUUAUAGACCGAUUUGAUGUACGGGCACAUCUGGAUUGGAUACCAGAGCCUGUGGAUACUAUUGAUGUUGAUAUUGCUCUGACAAGUGAAGACAGACAUAUCAACUAUGAACGAUACCGUAUAAUUGUGCAAAAUGAGUUUUUAGGCGUGACUGAAGAAAAGUUUCUUCAUCAAAUACAUUUAGAAGAACAGUUUGGUUCAUCAACAAAGUUGGAUGCUGCGAAAGAUAAGAAGAAAUCUGCUAAUAACGCUGCCAUCGGAUAUAAUUAUGAAACAGAAGAGCCAAUACCUGAACCAGUAAAAACAAUAGACUCAGUUAUAUCAGAGGAGAAGGGAGAUGAUGAAGACAGCGAUAUAGAUUUAGAUAUAUGCGUGGAUGUAUCUCAAAUAGAACCAUCUCAGGCACAUGAGAUGAAUUUAGUAGCUCAAAAAUAUGGACUUUUAGGUGCUGAUUAUUUUAGCUUUUUAACACAAGAUUUUGAAGAAGCUGAAACCUUGCGACAGGCUCGCAAGCAAGAGGAAGAAAAAGCUAUGUACUCGGGUCGACGAUCGCGUAGAGAAAGACGUGCAUUCAGAGAAAAGAAGAUGAUAGGCCGUGUUAUGAGUCCGCCUAGUUAUGCAGCUAGGGAAAGCCCGGAGUAUAAUCCUUACAGAAAGUCCUCUUCCAAGUCGCGAUCGCGGUCCGCAUCACCUGUAAAUGCGGGACAGAUUACUUACAUCACAAGUUUCGGUGGGGAAGAAGAAACUCAUGGUAGCACAUCACAUGUGUCUUCGUCGAAUUCAAGAAAAGUCAAUUAUUCGUAUCUCAGACGGCGGAGAUCGGAUAGUCCUGCUUUCAAUGAUAGAACUGUUAGUAAAAAAAUUUCCAAGUCCAGGUCAAGAAGCUGCUCGCGUUCCGUUAGUAGGACUAAGUCGUAUAGGACACGUGAUAGGAAGCGAAGCGGAUCUAGGAUGAGAUCUAGACGAACACGCUCGAGACCUCGGAAGUAUACAAGAUCCCGUACAAGAAGUCGCUCCAGACGAUCACGAACGCGAAGUAAAUCACGGUCGCGUUGUAGAAGUAUCAGCCGAUCUCGAUCCCGUUCACUUUCUCGUUCGAGGUCUAGAUCACGCUCGCAUUUGAAAAGAUCGAGGAGUUCAUCCUCUAGCAGCAUAUCAAAAUCAAGAUCGAGAUCUAAAUCGCGUAACAGGAGCCAUUCUAGAGACAGCUAUCGAAAAAGACGUUAUUCAUUGUCGAAGUCAAGAUCCAAGUCUCGCUCGAGAUCGAAGUCUCCAUCAAGAUCUAGAUCGAGAUCGAGAAGUCAAUCUAGUUGUAAACGAUCGCGAAGUGAUGAUAAUAAAAUGCCAGCACUGCCUAGAUAUUAUGGCCGACGUGGAAAAUCGUCAAGUCUUGAACUAGAAUUAUCCGAUAACGAAGAAAAGUCCAGUCCAGCAGCACCGAAGACACCGAUAAAUACAAGCGUGAACAAGCCAAAAGCAGGGUUAAGUACAAAUUCUGGUGGCGGACACAAAUCGUUGAAAAUUACACCUCAGGAGCGGCUUAAGAAGAAAAUGCAAGUCCUGUUAAACAGGCAGUAUAAAGCUGACAAGAAAGCUGAGCAGUUGAGAAUCGAGAAGAUGGAGCAGCAGAGACAGGAUCGAGAAGACGAGAUUCGAGAAAUGUCUUUAAAACUCCGUAGAAAACAGAGAGAACGAAGACAUCGUUACGAAGGUCAUAGUUCCGACACGCGGUCUUCUAUGUCUCGUACACCAAGUCCGAGUCGUAGUCCAAGGCAUCAUACCGUACGUCGCGAUAGGCGAGACACGGAUGGUGAUCGCGAGCGGGAUAGGGACAGGGACAGGGAGAGAGAUCGACGCGAUGAUCGCGAUCGGAGUAGAACAGAAUCGCGUAGGAGAUACAGAAAUUCACCACUUCGUUCAUUGAGUCCGAGGAACAAUCGAGGCCUAGUCGACUAUUGACUUCAGGACACACGCUUACUCUUCCAUCCAAAUGAUUUGAAACCGAUAUUUUGAAUAUUUCCCGUUCAAUUGCAUUCCUUCCUUAAAUUACUGUUAAUAUCCAAAAGAAUUACAUGAUGAGGGAAAAGUAUACAGACCUGCCAAGAUUGUUUUAAAAUGCGUCUUGAAUUAUAUAUAGUGUGAUUUAAUCUUUACAAUAUUAUCAAAUAAAUAAAGGUAUUCGUAUAUUAUCGUUUUGCUUGCACAGAUUAAUUCUUGGUGCUUAUGUAAGAAUUAGAAAAAUUGCGAUGAGAAUAGUUAAUAAUGUUAUCGCGAGGAUCAUGUCUACGAUUUUCAUUUCAUACGCAAGAAGGAUAAGAAUAUAAUUCUUAUAUCCUAGAAUUGAAUGCACUCUUUUUAUUAUGUAUCUCUCUUGUUAAAUAUAAUUCUUCAAUAAUAAAGAUGUUUAUUUCACAGCA